CCCGGCAACUGCACUUAUCAGCAGCUCGGUGGCGGGGCACGACUGUUGUGGAGGCCUCGGCAAUAUCGACCUCAGGCAGGGAGGAGCAGCGGAAGAUGAGAGACCCCGCAAGCUCUGCCAGCCAGCCAAGCUCAACCUCCGCCAUCAUCCGUUCAGCUCUAUUUAUACUCCCUCCAAACAUCACGUGUCCUCCGCGGGUCUCGCCUCAGCAUGGGAGUCUGUCCCAGCUGACAUCACUCUGCCAAUCAGUCUAAGUCUGUGGAAGUGGCAAGAAGCCACAACACACCACUAGAAAGUUUUUGGUGCAUUUCUCUCUAUGGAGUCUCAACAAACAGAGUUCAACUACUCAGUGUAAGGUAGACCAAUGCACGCAUGCUUUAUCCAAGAAUCCUUCAUGUGCCCUUUCACGAGCUUGCUUUAGCAGAACAUCCAUCCUUUCACCUGGGUUUGCUUCAGUGAAAAGUUCCUUCAUGUGUCUGUGUUAGCAAAACACCAUCCAACACAACUGACUUUCCAAAGAACCCGCUGAUCUCUUCGUUAUGAGCUGGCUGCUGGGUUACGUGGACCCCACAGAGCCCAGCUUUGUGGCGGCUGUGCUCACCAUUGUGUUCAACCCGCUCUUCUGGAAUGUGGUAGCAAGGUGGGAGCAGAGAACUCGCAAGUUGAGCAGAGCCUUCGGGUCCCCCUACCUAGCCUGCUAUUCUCUGGGCGGCAGCAUCCUGCUUCUGAACAUCCUCCGCUCCCACUGCUUCACACAGGCCAUGAUACGCCAGCCCAAGAUGGAAGGCCUGGAUAACCACAUGGCCUACUUCCUGGGCCUUGCACUCCUGGGCUGGGGACUCGUGUUUGUGCUGUCCAGCUUCUAUGCACUGGGCUUCACUGGGACCUUUCUAGGUGACUACUUUGGGAUCCUCAAGGAGUCCAGAGUGACCACAUUUCCCUUCAGCGUGCUGGACAACCCCAUGUACUGGGGAAGUACGGCCAACUACCUGGGCUGGGCCCUCAUGCAUGCCAGUCCCACAGGCCUGCUGCUGACGGUGCUGGUGGCACUCGUCUACGUGGUUGCUCUCCUGUAUGAAGAGCCCUUCACUGCUGAGAUCUACCGACAGAAAGCCACCAGGUUGCACAAAAGGAGCUGACGGAGCCAUGAGGAUCUUUGGAAAGCCGGACUGGCCUCCUGGCUGCACCAAGUGACAACCCUUCCUGGGGAGCGCAGCACUGGCCACUGUACCUGUGCCUUAGAAACCAGUCAUGGGGGCCUUGGGCAUUAUGCCAUGUGACCGAGGAGACCCCCAUUCCCACCAUGCCCCGACACACUAAUAAAGGCAUUGUGACCUCAGCA
This is a messenger RNA of Apodemus sylvaticus (European woodmouse), 1342 nucleotides long. It is a transcript of the gene Pemt, whose product is annotated as phosphatidylethanolamine N-methyltransferase. Gene Ontology annotation, molecular function: phosphatidylethanolamine N-methyltransferase activity. The transcript has 8 exons. The record is from RefSeq and is a predicted model, not a curated record. Gene Ontology annotation, biological process: phosphatidylcholine biosynthetic process. The coding region runs from base 540 to 1139 and encodes 199 amino acids. NCBI's taxonomy places the organism in Eukaryota, Metazoa, Chordata, Mammalia, Rodentia, Muridae.